Molecule: messenger RNA, 1135 nt
Organism: Hyaloscypha bicolor E
Lineage: Eukaryota; Fungi; Ascomycota; Leotiomycetes; Helotiales; Hyaloscyphaceae
Exons: 2
Coding region: 261-989 (242 amino acids)
Source: RefSeq, a predicted model, not a curated record
UUGAGCUGACCAAUGAGGAGAUGGAGAUCUUGGAUGGACUGGAUCAAGGACAAACGGGUUCGAUAGUACAGGUUGUGAUUAAUUCUUUAUAGGUCUUUUGUGGGUGAAAUUCUCUCCGUUAAAUUGUGGUGAACCCGAUACGUCCCCCGGCCCCAAGCCUCUCCACGACCUGCUUCUGUCAUCUACACCGCACCAAUAGCGCACCAGAAAGAAUCCAUCAACUCUCAAACCAAGCAAACCCUUCAAAGCGAUUUCAGACAAUGAGCUAUAUCCAGCCUCUUCGACGCCUCUACCUCAACUCCCAACGCAAGCUUAUCGAUGAACGAAGAGCUCGUAGAUCGGUCGACAGGCAGCUACACGACGUCAGAAGGCAACUCGCAGCGGCCCGAGAGAACCACAGUCAGGAGAUGGGGCGAGCGAAGGCCGAGAUUACGGCUCUUGAGAAGAAGCACGAGGAAGAGUUGAAGGGGUUCGAGACGUUGACACAGGUGAGUCAGCGGCUGAAGAAGGAGUUGGAAGGGAAGGAGGCUUUGUACCGGGUUGGGCUGGACGCCCGAUUACGGUUUCUGGAGUAUGCGAGAGAGUCAAUCUCCGGCGUCAAUCCCGGUAAUCUCGAUCAGGGGGUAAUUGCGAGGCGAAAUGACGCUGCGCAUAGAGGACAUGGAGAAGCAGACCUUGCGGCAUUGAGUUGCCUCCGUGGUGUUGUACCCACUGCACUUCUGGAUGCACUCUUCAUCGACCUCUAUCACUGCCCGACUUCUCGAUACCUCAACUGGACCGAACCGAAACUUCGAGACGCUCUCAACUAUCAAACCUCUAUUCGCACUCUUACUAUUCAGAAUCACAGCUUGAACAGGCCCAUUAGAGAGCGCCAAUCUGCCAUGGAACAUUUCCAGUUCAUCUGGGAAACCUAUGAGAGGUUCAGAGAUUCUUUUAAAAGCUUGAUAAUGCCACGAGGUCCGGGAUUGAACGGCGACUUGUUAUCUUGAAGGAGCUCACAGCUACGAUUCUGAUAGCAGAUCGUUUAGGCAAAGGAAUUGUUUAGGGGAAGAGUUGUGGUUGUGAAAUUGGACAACCUUGGGAGCUCCAAGUUCUUUCACUCUUGGGAGCUACGCAAACAUCGAUGACUGUGGGC